AUGAAGGCAAACUUCCUCACGACUUUGAUGCUGGCUGAAGGCAUUGCUGGCCAUGCUAUCAACCGACCCUCAUCUUGCAAACCGGCUGUCCCAACCACUGGAAAGGCUGUGUACUUCAUAUCCAAUGAUGCCGACAACUCGAUUAUAGCUUUGCCUAUUCAACCAGAUGGCACUCUGAAAGCCGGAAAGAAGAACUCGGUGAAUGGAGUUGGAUCUAACAGCCUAACUGCUAUGGGGCAGCCUGCUGCGCCGGACGCGCUAUUGAGCCAGUCUUCCAUCACCAUAUCUGGAAAUGUCGUCUUCGCCGUGAAUGCAUUCAGUGGGUCUGUAACCCCAAUGAAGAUCUCCGACAGCGACCCGACCCAACUGUCAUUCAUCAGCGAAGGUGCAACUUAUAUCCAAAGGCCUUUCCCUAACACCGUCGCCGUAUCGGCUAAGAACAACAUCCUGUGUGCUGCGACCACCGCCACACAAGCCGGUGUCUCCUGCGCCCCGUUCCACGAUGGAGGUCUAUACUCGUUCAAGUCCGUGCUAUCCUUUGACCUCGGACAAUCAAACCCGCCCGUCGGCCCAACAAACACCGUCUCCCAAGUCUUAUUCUCCGAUGACGAGUCGACGCUCAUUACUAUUGUCAAGGGCGAUCCCGCGACGAACAAGACGGGAUUUAUCUCUACGCUGCCCGUUUCCGAGAUCAAUUCGGAUUGUCCGCACGACACUCGCACCACGCCCGAGGGCACUGCAGUCUUGUUUGGAUCUCAGGUCAUCCCCGGAACCAACACUUUCUUCUCUACUGACGCCUCUUUCGGAGCGGCAGUAUUUAGCCUUGACCCGGCAACCGGAGGCGUAACUACUGUUGGCAAACAAGCCCUCAGCGAUCAAAAGGCGACAUGCUGGUCUGCCUAUGCCCCUGCUACCAAGAGUGUCUUCGUCACAGAUGUUGCUCUGCCUCGCAUCGUUGAGAUGAGCGCCAAGGACGCCAGCAUCAUCUCCCAGAUUGAUCUAUCCCACACGGGUGACGCGGGCUUCAUCGACCUCGCGGCAGCCGGUAACUUUCUCUAUGUUCUAUCGCCUGGAAAUCAGACUACUGGCGCUGCUGUUAUUGUCUUGGAUAUUUCUGGUGGCCAAGGAAAAGCGAAGUUCCUUCAGAGAUUCAGUGUCGAGGAGUUGGCUGGCAAAAAUUCUCAGGGGCUAGCGAUUCUUCAGUAG
Daldinia childiae is the source of this 1206-nucleotide messenger RNA. RefSeq names its product putative 3-carboxymuconate cyclase protein. The record is from RefSeq and is a predicted model, not a curated record. The transcript has 2 exons. The coding region runs from base 1 to 1206 and encodes 401 amino acids. Lineage: Eukaryota; Fungi; Ascomycota; Sordariomycetes; Xylariales; Hypoxylaceae.